Aspergillus viridinutans is the source of this 819-nucleotide messenger RNA. RefSeq lists its product as uncharacterized. Lineage: Eukaryota; Fungi; Ascomycota; Eurotiomycetes; Eurotiales; Aspergillaceae. The record is from RefSeq and is a predicted model, not a curated record. The transcript has 2 exons. Bases 1 to 819 code for a protein of 272 amino acids.
AUGGCAGACUUCAAAUUCAGAGGAGACCACGCAGCCAACAAGGAGUUGGUCUGCUCGAUUUCCCGCCUGCUUAAUGCCCAUGGAAUCCCAAAUCUGCUCUGGGGCGAUCUGGUCUUCAAUCUCUACGGAGUACCUCUCAAAGUCUCAGACUUCAGUUUCGUCAUCCCCGACGACCUAAUCGAUGAAGCGCGUAAUGUCCUAGAAGCAGCCAAGUUCCCCGUCUGCCAUCUCGGCCAAGCAUGCCCCGUUAUCCAGCCCAACCGCCCCGCUCCACCCCCGUGUGUCCACUUCAACAUCAAGCAAAAAGGCGAUCCAAGAAAGUGGUUCAGAGUCGAACUCCACCGAAAAUCCGAUCUGCUCUGGGCGGCCCCCGACAUCCCGGCUGGCACGCCCGACGCCGACGAUCCGCACUACAUGCUUGCUAACGAUACCAGGCUGCCAGCGUCCUCGCCCCGAGAGCGUCUCGGCCGGAUGGACCGCACCGACUACGCUGUCAAAAUACCAACCCCGAACCAGUACGCGGAGGCACUGGCAAUGCUGUACUACCGCGAUGGGGUACCGGGACCGACCAUCCGUGGAGAGUACUGGUUGGAUCUGCAGAGCGAACUAGUCCAGACGGGGCUUGUGAAGCUGGAUGACCUCCCUGCGCGUAUUAAACGGCACUAUGAGCUGGUGGGUAAGGCGGACAUGAAGGAGGUGCACGAGUAUAGCGAGGAAGUGGCGGGGCAAAUGAGGGAGGAAUUCAAGCUUCCUGUUCGUCUGGUGCCGCUUGAUAAGGAUGCGUUUGUGCCGGCGGCGGCGGUGGAGGAGUUCCUUUGA